Molecule: messenger RNA, 705 nt
Organism: Schistocerca piceifrons (Central American locust)
Lineage: Eukaryota; Metazoa; Arthropoda; Insecta; Orthoptera; Acrididae
Product: piggyBac transposable element-derived protein 4-like
Exons: 1
Coding region: 1-705 (234 amino acids)
Source: RefSeq, a predicted model, not a curated record
AUGGAAGAGUUACAGUCUCGUGGACUUUAUGGCAUCGGAAUUGUUCGUUCAAACAGGAAGGAUUUGCCUGAUAUGCUGAAAAAAAAUUCUAAGCUUAGCAGGGGAGAAUUCGAAUUUGCUGUCAGGUCAUGUGUUGCAGCAGUGAGGUGGCAGGAUAGUAAACCUGUUUGUAUAUUAUCAAAUUACCACAAUCCCAAACACAUUACAACUGUUUUGAGAAGAAACCAAGAUAGAAGCAGAAGUAAAGUAUUCUGCCCAUUGGCUGCGGCAGAGUAUAAUAAAAUAAUGGGAGGAGUGGAUAGAUUUGACCAGCUGGGUGAAUGGUAUGCUGUAGGCCAUCGUUCACGGAAGUGGUGUCACAGACUGUUUUUCUCUCUUGUAGAUUUGGUAGUUGUCAAUUCCUACGUUAUGUGGAAGCUACAGAAGACAGAAGCAGACCAGCUAACAUUAAGAUUGCACUUGGCAUGCCGGUUUAUCUCUGGCUUCUCAAAUCGUAAGAGAAGAGGAAGGCCCAUUCAUUUUCAAACACCAAAAAGAGGUGUGUCUGGAGUACCAGAUGAACUUCAUCUGGAGAAAGUUGGAACUCAUUUCCCUACAAAAGGUACAACAAACAGAAGAUGCUGCCAAUGUAGCACCAAGAACAAAGGAAAGAGAACAAAAGUAAUAUGUGGCAACUGUCGUGUACCUUUGUGUGUAGCACCAUGA